UAAGAUCGACGAAGAAGCUUUCUCCAGGCGUAAGAGCGGAAGUGUCUAACGAGCAGCCGGGGCUAGUAGUCAGAGAAAGAGCAAAGACGGAGAAGCGAUCAGGCCAGAAGGUGCGAUGCACCUGCACUAUAACAACUCCAUCUGGCCACACCACCACCAAAACCUCACUAUCAUCACACAACAUCAACACCAUCAACAGUACAGCCGCGAUCAAACACCACCAGCACCGGCAGUCUAUCGUUAUCACUACCACCACUCAAACAUCAACACGCCUACCCGCAAACAUAGCCAUCCGCUUCCGUCCACCACCAACCCGCCCACCCCACAACACCCACCAUGCCAGUCUUCACAACCCACCAAGCCUUCGUCUUCAACCCCACCCACCCAACCAUCACCACCACGCUCAACACCUCCCUUAACUCCCUCCUCGCAACCCUCCUCCUAUGGGCCUUCCUCUACCUUAUAUACCUAUCGCUACAAUUCGGCACGUGGCUAGGCAACAAAGUACAGAAGUUAGUCGUUAACGCAUUUGUUAGUCCAGAGGCAUAUGUGUUAAGCGCUGUAACGACGACAAGCUUAGAGGAGAGGAGCGGCGAGGGCGUGGUGCAGUGGCGGACUGAGCGCGUUGUGAGGAUUCGUGUGUUGGGUCGGCUGGGGGGUGAGGAGAGGGUGUUGGAGGGGAGUGUGGAGGUGCGAUGGAAGGAUGGGGAUGGGGGGUUGUCGACGGGGAAAGAGGCCAGGGUGGGUAAGGUCCGGUGUCGCAGCAAGACUAUCUGA
Dothidotthia symphoricarpi CBS 119687 is the source of this 777-nucleotide messenger RNA. RefSeq lists its product as uncharacterized. Bases 337 to 777 code for a protein of 146 amino acids. The record is from RefSeq and is a predicted model, not a curated record. Lineage: Eukaryota; Fungi; Ascomycota; Dothideomycetes; Pleosporales; Dothidotthiaceae. The transcript has a single exon.